Umbelopsis ramanniana AG is the source of this 1570-nucleotide messenger RNA. RefSeq lists its product as uncharacterized. NCBI's taxonomy places the organism in Eukaryota, Fungi, Mucoromycota, Umbelopsidomycetes, Umbelopsidales, Umbelopsidaceae. Gene Ontology annotation, biological process: signal transduction; positive regulation of protein phosphorylation. The record is from RefSeq and is a predicted model, not a curated record. The transcript has 7 exons. Gene Ontology annotation, molecular function: protein kinase activator activity. The coding region runs from base 416 to 1198 and encodes 260 amino acids. Gene Ontology annotation, cellular component: nucleus; cytoplasm.
CAGGUGACGAUGAAGACACCCGUUUACUGACGCUCUCCUCUAAAUGAUGCUGACAUCUAGAACUCUUAACCUAAAACUAUGCCAUGGGCGGAGGAAGAUAGACUUUGUCCAUGACUCAAUCCGACAUAAAGCUCAAGUCAUGCUUCCAUUGAAAAGAUCGAGUGCUGAUCCGUAAGCCUCAUCUUUGGAAAUACAGUUUUACCAUGCGGACGUUCCCGGAGGAGAAGUCAGCAUGGUAGAACGUGUGAGAAAUUUCAUAGCCCAAUUUUCAAACACUAGAAAUCAUUUACGUAUACCUUGAUUUUGAUCUUACAAACUGGACUUGUUAAAGAAUAGUAUUCAAGAAACCCUUUACCAGUAAAAUAUAACCGGUCAAGGCAUUAGAGUGGAGCCUCUGUUGCAGCUUAUUUUAUGGAUGUAUAGGAUGGGUCCACUCCUUUUGUCUUCGCAUUAUUUUGGGUACUGCUUUAUUUUAUUCGUUAGCUAUGUCCACCAGGUUAAAGUCAUGUCUGCCAGUCCAAAAUGGCCAAGGUCCCAAUCUAAACGGUCCUUGAACAGCCCUGAAUUGAACGUCAAUGACGACGCAGAUCAAAAUAUAUCGUCGAGCAGUUCACCCAGCAUGAACCCGAAUUCGUUAACAUCCAUGCGUAAAAAGGCGGCACAGAUGCUAAGCACUGAUAACCUGAGAUCCAUAUCACAACUACCAGACGGUGAGAGUGAGCAGGAUUGGGUUACCGUGAACUUGCUGGAGUUCUUUCAACAUAUUAUGGCACUCUAUGGAACGAUAUCAAGCUACUGCACGCCGUCCUUAUGUCCCUCCAUGACAGCAGGACCCAAUUACGAAUUCUUUUGGGCUCAGGAUGGUAAAAAGCCGAUCAAAGUAUCAGCGCCUCAUUAUACGGAGCUUCUCCGCUCUUGGGUCAUAAGGAGUCUACAAGAUGAUCACCUCGUACCAGACCACCCCGGUGAAGAAUUCAGCAAAGACUUUAUGAAGAAAAUCUCGCCUAUUUACAAGCGACUGCUUCGCAUUUAUGCCCACAUUUACCAUUCUCAUUUGGAACAAAUCCAAGCACUGGAUGAACGACUGGCUUUCGACAUAAGUUGCAAACAUUUUAUAGUAUUUUCCAAAGAAUUUUCCCUCAUUGAUCAAAACUCCUUAGCCCCGCUGUCUGAUCUCAUUGCAUCAUAUGCCAUUUAGGCAUACCAUGCGUUUAUCUCAUGUACAUACAACCUUUGACCUUUUUCUUUCUUUGUGUUAAGGAAUGACAUACCGUAAUAUCCUUAAACAUGAUCAGGUGUUACGCUGGUUGUUCUUCAUUUUUGGGUUUUCUGGGAGAGGGGAUAACCUACCCACCGAAAGGGGGAAGGUCAAUGAAAGUAUUGAAUUUGCUCCCUGUGGCAGAUGAAUAGACUACCACCACCACCACCACCACUGGGGAUAUUGGACGUCGGUAGAAAGCGAAUGUGUAUCAAAAACCUGCAUAUCUAUAAGUCCUCCUGAUUUCCAUCUGAAAAAUGGGUAGAAGGUGCCGAAUGAGCCGCGAAUUCUUGUCGACACCCUCACCUACGG